Messenger RNA from Vigna unguiculata (cowpea), 830 nucleotides. Its product is annotated as disease resistance response protein 206-like. NCBI's taxonomy places the organism in Eukaryota, Viridiplantae, Streptophyta, Magnoliopsida, Fabales, Fabaceae. The record is from RefSeq and is a predicted model, not a curated record.
AAUUGCAAAAUCAUUAUAAAAGGACACUAGAACUAUGCAAGAACCUCACACACAAAGUCCCAAAAGUGUUCUUGGCUAUAGAACACUCUCGUGUGUUUCUCUCCCUCUUUACUAUAAUGGGUGCGAAAGUUUCCUUCAUCAUUUUGUUUAUGCUCCUUAUAAUUGCUUCAUGUUCAGGCAAGAGGAAGCAAUACACACCAUGCAAAAGCUUGGUCCUCUUCUUCCACGACAUCAUUUACAAUGGAAACAAUGCAGGCAAUGCAACCUCUGCAAUAGUAGCAGCCCCAGAAGGUGGUAACUUGACCAAACUGGCGAGCCAGUUCCACUUUGGAAACAUAGCGGUUUUCGAUGACCCCAUCACGUUCGACAACAACCUUCACUCAAAACCCGUGGGAAGGGCUCAGGGCUUUUACAUCUACGACACCAAAAACACUUACACUUCGUGGCUUGGUUUCACCUUUGUUCUUAACACCACUCAGCAUCAGGGAACCAUCACUUUCGCCGGAGCUGACCCCAUCAUGCAGAAAACUAGAGACAUCUCAGUCACUGGUGGCACCGGCGAUUUCUUCAUGCACAGAGGAAUUGCCACCAUUAUGACCGAUGCAUUUGAAGGCGAAGUUUAUUUUCGACUUCGUGUUGAUAUCAAGUUCUACGAGUGUUGGUGAUGUUAAAACUCCCUGCUGAAUAAAGUAAAGGCUUCUUUUACGUUCAACUUCAUCAAAUGUUAUUGGAUAUUGUACCUUUCUCUUCGCAGAGAUUUUCUUCUAACAAUGUAAUGUACCACUUUGGAUUUCAACUCGGAAUUCCUAGAAAUAAUUGAACCUAAUUAA